Miscanthus lutarioriparius is the source of this 3549-nucleotide messenger RNA. The record is from the annotation of a GenBank genome assembly. Lineage: Eukaryota; Viridiplantae; Streptophyta; Magnoliopsida; Poales; Poaceae.
AUGCACUUCUUCUCCGGCAGCGGCGGGGGCCGCUCCGGCGCGCUACUCCCCACCACCUCCAAGCCGAAGGCGCACCACCACCUCCGUUCCAAGUCCUCCCUCUCCGCUCCCGCUUCCUCCCGCCGCCGCGGGGGCGGCCUCCACUCCGCGUCCUCCCCCUACUCCCGCCGCGCCCUCUGCCUCGCCGCGACCGCCUUCGCGGCGCUCUUCAUGCUCGCCUUCCUCCGCCUCGGCUUCCCCUCGUCCCGCUCCGCCGCGCUGUCUUCCCCCGCCCGCCCCCGCGGCGCGCGCCUCACCCGCAGGCCCGCCUUCCGCCUCCGGGACUCGGCCGCGGCCGAGGCCGCGGCGGCCGCCGUGGCGGCCCGGAUCGGGCGCGAGGCGCCCGUGGAUAUCACGACGAGGGACCUCUACGACCGGAUCGAGUUCAGCGACGUCGACGGCGGCGCGUGGAAGCAGGGGUGGGAGGUCAAGUACAGGGGCGACGAGUGGGACGCCGAGAAGCUCAAGGUCUUCGUCGCGCCGCACUCGCACAACGACCCAGGCUGGAUCCGCACCGUCGAGGAGUACUACGAGCGCCAGUCGCGCCACAUCCUCGACACCAUCGUCGAGUCCCUCUCCAAGGAUUCGCGGAGGAAGUUCAUAUGGGAGGAGAUGUCGUACCUGGAGAGGUGGUGGCGCGACGCGCCGCCCAAGAAGCAAGAGGCAUUCGCUAAGCUUGUCCGUGACGGGCAGCUCGAAAUCGUGAGCGGCGGAUGGGUCAUGAAUGACGAGGCAAACUCCCACUACUUUGCCAUCAUAGAACAGAUGAUGGAGGGGAACAUGUGGCUCAAUGAUACUAUUGGAGUUAUUCCUAAGAAUUCUUGGUCAAUUGAUCCAUUUGGUUAUUCAUCUACAAUGGCAUAUUUGCUUAGGAGAAUGGGUUUCCAUAACAUGUUAAUCCAGAGAACACACUAUGAGGUGAAAAAGGAGCUUGCAAUGAAAAAAAAUCUUGAAUAUUUGUGGAGGCAGAACUGGGAUAUUGAAGAAACAACUGACAUAUUUGUUCACAUGAUGCCCUUCUAUUCUUAUGAUAUUCCACACACGUGUGGACCAGAACCAGCUGUCUGCUGCCAGUUUGACUUCGCUCGAAUGCGUGGUUUCAGUUAUGAAUCCUGCCCAUGGAGAUUUGAUCCUGUUGAGACAAAUUCUGACAAUGUGCAAGAGAGGGCAACAAAGCUUCUAGACCAGUACAGGAAAAAAUCAACCCUGUACAGAACGAAUACACUUCUCAUUCCUUUGGGUGAUGAUUUCCGAUAUGUUAGUAUGGAGGAAGCAGAAGUACAAUUCCGCAAUUACGAGAAACUCUUUGAUUACAUAAACUCAAAUCCGCAUCUUAACGCUGAAGUCAAAUUUGGUACCCUGGAGGAUUACUUCUCCACAUUGAGAGAUGAAGCUGAAAAGAUAAACUAUACACGGCCAGGUGAAUUGGGUUCUGCUGAGCUGCAAGGUUUUCCAACACUUUCAGGGGAUUUCUUUACAUAUGCUGAUAGAAAUCAGGACUACUGGAGUGGCUACUAUGUGUCAAGGCCAUUCUUCAAAGCUGUUGACCGUGUACUAGAACAGACGCUCCGUGCCUCAGAGAUUCUGGUUUCAUUUGUUCUAGGAUACUGUCAGAAGUUUCAGUGUGCAAAGCUCCCCAUCAGCUUCUCACACAAACUGACAGCAGCAAGGAGGAAUUUGGCGCUUUUUCAGCAUCAUGAUGGGGUAACUGGCACAGCUAAAGAUCAUGUUGUGGUGGACUAUGGGACUCGAAUGCACACUUCACUGCAAGAUCUACAGUUAUUUAUGUCCAGGGCAGUUGAAGUGCUUUUAGGAGAUUUCCAUGAUAGAUCUGACCCAACAUUGUUAUCACAUUUUGAGCCUGUGCAGGAACGGUCAAAGUAUGAUGUUCACCCGGUGCAUAGGGCUCUUCACCCUCAUGAUGGUAAGGCACAGUCAGUUGUCUUUUUUAACCCAUUAGAACAGACAAGGGAUGAGGUUGUUAUGGUUGUUGUAAGUACUCCAGAUGUUUCUGUUCUCAAUUCAAAUGGGUCCUGUUUGCCAAGUCAAGUUUCCCCUGAGUGGCAGUUUGUCAGCGAUGAAAAGAUUUCGACUGGUCGGCACCGCCUUUAUUGGAGAGCUUCUGUUCCUCCACUAGGUUUGGAGACCUACUAUGUAGUUACUGGGCAGGAUUGUGAAAAAGCUAUUCCUGCUGUAGUAAAAACAUACCAGGAAUUUCCUUGCCCUGAACCAUAUCAUUGUUCAAAGCUGGAAGGCAAAUCAGUGGAGAUGAAAAAUUCCAAUUACACUCUUUCUUUUGAUACAAGCCAUGGUCUCCUUCAGACAGUAACCCGUCACAAGGAUGGGGAACAAACUGUGAUAGGUGAAGAAAUUGGCAUGUAUAGAAGCCAUGGAAGCGGGGCAUACUUGUUCAAACCAAUUGGGGAAGCUCGUUCAAUUGUCGAGGAAGGAGGACAUUUCAUCCUUACUGAAGGACCAUUGGUUCAAGAAGCCCAUUCUCUUCCAAAGACAGAGUGGCAUAAGUCACCUCUCUCACAUAGUACACGUAUGUACAAUUGUGGAGACUCUAUACAGGACAUGCUGAUCGAGAAGGAAUACCAUGUUGAGCUUGUUGGCCAUGUUUUUAAUGAUAAGGAACUGAUUGUCAGAUACAAGACAGAUAUUGACAACCAAAGGAUCUUCUAUUCUGAUCUAAAUGGGUUUCAGAUGAGUAGGAGGCAGACAUAUGAUAAGAUUCCUCUACAGGGAAAUUAUUACCCAAUGCCAUCACUUGCCUUCUUGCAGGAUUCACAUGGUAAUCGGUUUUCUGUACACUCCAAGCAGUCAUUGGGCGCAGCAAGCUUGAAAAAUGGAUGGCUGGAGAUUAUGUUGGAUCGUAGGUUGGUUCAGGAUGAUGGCCGUGGUCUGGGGCAGGGAGUAAUGGACAAUCGGCCCAUGAAUGUUAUAUUUCAUCUCCUCAGGGAGUCCAAUGUCUCAGCUUUGCCUAAAACCCACAGUUUGCUUACUCUUCAACCUUCUCUCCUCUCGCACCGUGUUGGGGCGCACCUGAACUACCCAAUGCAUGCUUUUAUGAGCAAAAAACCUCAUGAAAAAUCCUUCAAGCUGGCUCAACAGUCAUUUGCUCCAUUAACUGCUUCUUUGCCUUGCGAUGUACAUAUUGUGAACAUGAAGGUCCCUCAGCCCCUAAGAUUUCCUCACACUGAAGCAGCAGAACCAAGAUUUGCUGUUCUGUUGCAGAGGAGAGGCUGGGACGCAUCAUACUGCAAAAGGGGUGGACUGCAGUGUACAACAGUUGGCGAAGAGCCAGUAAAUCUGUUCUACAUGUUCAAAGAUUUGUCAGCUAUGAAUGUGAAGGCGACUUCGCUGAACCUCUUACAUGAUGACCCUGAAAUGCUAGGUUACCUUGAGCAGAUCGGUGAUGUUGCUCUGGAGGGAAACAUUCUUAUCUCACCAAUGGAGAUUCAGGCAUACAAGUUAGACCUACAGCCACCAUCAUCGCAGGAAGAGUAG